Salarias fasciatus (jewelled blenny) is the source of this 1880-nucleotide messenger RNA. RefSeq names its product transmembrane protein 51b (gene tmem51b). Bases 300 to 1139 code for a protein of 279 amino acids. Lineage: Eukaryota; Metazoa; Chordata; Actinopteri; Blenniiformes; Blenniidae. The transcript is spliced from 3 exons. The record is from RefSeq and is a predicted model, not a curated record.
CUCACACACACACACUCCUGUGGCCGGAGAGGGAGGUUUCACCGCGGACGCACUUUACACCAAGUUCCUGGACUAAAGUUUCCCUGCAGCGGUCCAGCCUGCCAGGAGUCUUUUAUUUUAAUAAGAGAAGAAGAAGAAGAGUCCGAGCGCCGUGUCUAUGUGUGAGUGUGUGUGCGUGUGUGUGUGUUUAUGAGUGUGUGCGCGCGCGCUGCUCCUCUUCCUGAAACACCUGCGCGCUUCAGGUAACUCUGAUGAAGAGGAAGUCCUUCAGCGAGCGGUGAAAAGUUCGUCCUGCAGACAUGUCCACCUGCCGCAAUUUAUGUGGCAGCAACAGCCGAUCCAGCAGGACCUCCGGCUCGGGGGCCCACUAUGCCCUGUGCGCUCUGGGAGUGGGGCUCAUCGCUCUGGGCAUCGUCAUGAUCGUGUGGACUGUGAUUCCCCUGGACGGCGAGGACUCCGGCUCCUCCGGCAACAACACGUCCGUGCCCGGGAGCAACGACGAGGAAGACGAGGAGUCGGAGCGCACCAAGUCCUCGUCCGUGGCCCUGGUGCUGGUCGGGGUCGGGGUGGCCAUCCUCUUCCUGUCCAUCUGCCUCGGCGUGAGGAGCAAGAGGAGGGCGAGCGAGAGGAGGAGCCAGCGGGGGGUCGGGGUGCCUUUCAUGGACCACGUGGUUCCAGAGCAGGAAGAGACUGUGGACCCGACGGCCUACAACGUGCCGAGCUACGACGAGGUGGUGGGCAGCCAGGACUACCCGGUCCGCCAGAGCAACCUCCGCAACAGCACCUCGCAGCUGCCGUCCUACGAGGACAUCUUGGCCGCCGUGGAGAACGAAGGCAGGGAGCCGGCCGAGAACGGCGCCCCGAGUGAGGCGGCGGCGGCGGGGGCGGCAGCAGCAGCCCAGCCCGCCGCCACCGAGCCCGACGCGUCCGGCCUCUCCGCCCGGCCCAGCCUGCCCGCCCGCAGCGCCAGCCGGGCCAGCCGCCUGCUGCGGCCGCUCCGGGUGAGGAGGCACAAGUCGGACAAGCUGCACCUCAAGGACUUCCGCCUCCAAAUCCGCACGCCGACCCAGAACCCGGUGACCAUCGAGCCCAUCACGCCGCCGCCCGGGUACGAGAACAAGAUGCCGGAACUACAGUAGAGCGAAGCCUCGUGUCUCAGUUCCACGUAGAAUAAAUAACACCUGGAGGAUUUAACAGACUAACAACAACAACUCUCCAACUUUUUAAAAGUUUAAAGCUUGACGGAGAUCCUGCAGACAGCGAAGAGAAUAUACACAUCGGUCUCUUUUCUUCACACCUGAAGCUUGUCACUGACAUAUUUAUUCUGUUGGAAAACAUGAAGUCUGUCUGAAAGGAUUUUUUUAAAGAUCCUAAAGUAACUUAUGUCACAGUUUUUCAGUUUUAUUUAAUAUCCACGUUGUUUGUUCUCCGCUUUACCAAGAAGUCUUGUUUUCUCCAUGUUUUCUGACUGAUUACUUGUAAAGUGUGGAAACUUAGAAACCACAGAUUUUGAUUUAAAGGGACAUUAAAUUGUUUAGUUGUGGGCAGAUUUUUAGAAGCCAUUAAUUAUCAUCGGUAUCUGAUAACUCGAUCUGUUUUUUGUAAUUAAAACUUAAAUCAUUCCAAACAAUUGCGAUUCAUAUUUUUCCUUCUGAUUUUGUAUGUUUUUUAAAGUCUUAAGUAAUUCAGCUCUUUUGUGACUUGUCUGUUUAGAGUUUUUACAAAAACAACUUUGUACUGCCAGGUGUGAACUGUUGGAUUUUGUGGUGAUGUGACAUUAAUGAUUAACCAUGCAUUUCUUUACAGAACUCUUAAGUCUUCAGCUUUGUGAUAUUUCUGGAAAACGGUUAUGAAUAAAUGCUUUUCUAUUUCCUUUAGGA